AUGUUUGCCAUGCUGCGUGAGAGGCGCGAGGAAGCCCUCAAGCACAUCUCGGAUUACAAUCCCUUCGUUAAUCGCACUACUAAAACUUCGCUCUUAGAAAAAGUCAAACUUGUGGUGGGUGGCUGCACGGUGUUGCCUCUGCGCUGCUUGGGCCUGGGUCCCUUGUUGCUGGGCCUGUACGGCCUCACCAGUCUCUCCAUCAUCGGCCUGUCGGAUGAGAAGCUGAAGGAGAAGCCACUCACAUCCUGGCGCAAGGGCGUGCUCUACCCGACCGUGAAGUACGGCUCGCGCGUGCUGCUCUUCCUGCUCGGGUACCAGUGGGUCAAGACCAAGGGCGAGGCCUCCGCCGAGGCCCCGAUCGUCAUCUCCAACCACCCCUCCUGGUUCGAGCACCUAUGGUUGCUGCACGUGUAUGUGCCCAGCGUUGUGGGAAAGGAAGACGUCAAGAAAGUGCCUCUCUACGGCACCUACGCCAAGGCGAUUCAAACGAUCUUUGUGAAGCGCAGCUCGCCUGAAUCGCGAAAGGAGGCGGCCGAGGAAAUCUACGAGCGAGUGUCGACGCGCUACGAGAGGCUGAAGCAGCGCAGCAAGAAGGACGCCGACGCCGACGACCUGCAGCGGCAGCGAUACGAAGAGCGCGCGAGCAACAAGCGGGCGAAGAAGGCGGCCAAGCAGCAGCAGCGAAAGCAGAAAUCCAAGGCCAGCCCGCAGGACGACAAUGGGCUGAUGGGCGACGAAGAAGAGGAGCAGGAACAGCAUGUCGACAUUUCGCCCGACGGAACACCGAGGGAGGAAGAGAACGGCGUCGACCACGACGGCGGCAAGAAGAAGAAGAAGAAGAAGGGAAAGAAGAGGAGGAAAGCGAGCAGGACCGACAAAGGCGUGUGGCCUCCGCUGUUCCUCUUUGCCGAGGGCGGCAACUCGUCGGCGCAGGGUUUCAUCUCCUUCAAGCUGGGCGCCUUCAACCCUGGUGUUCCAAUUCAGCCGGUGGCCGUGACGCUUCCCUACAAGCACCACGAUGUGUCCCCGGCUCCCGGCACCAAGAAGUUCUCGCUCCUCGUGCGAACUCUGUGCCAGUUUCACAACAAGAUGAACGUCACCUACCUGCCCGUCUACUAUCCGAGCGAAGAGGAGCAGAACGACCCCAAGCUCUACGCCCGAAAUGUGCGACAAGCCAUGGCCGAUGAGUUGGCCACUUCUGGGAUUCAGGCGACCGAACACUCCUACGAGGACGUCAUCCUGUUGCACCACGCGCUGCGAAGAAGAUAUCCCCACGAGAAGGUGCUUUUGGAGACGCGCAAGCUGCUCGACCAUUUCGAGAUACUCGAGCUCAACAAGAACACGCUCACCCGCUGCCUCGACAAGUUCAUUGCGAUGGACACAGACCGUUCGGGCGAGGUCUCCUUCCAGGAGUUCUGCAGUGUGUUGUACCUGCCCGAUGCCGACAUCACGUCGCGCCUCUUUGCCUUCCUGGACAUCGACGGCGACGGCCGCAUCAACUUUCGAGAGUACAUCACCGGUAUGGCAACGCUCUGGAAGGUCCUCAAGCCUCGCGCCCUGACCGACGUCUUCGCGCUCUUUGCCGGCGAAGGAGGAGACCACUUCACCCUGAGCCACGCAAGGGAGACGUUGAGGGGCCUCUUCGAGUGCCUCACCGACGAACAGAUCGACGGCAUCUUGUCGAAGGUGGGCGACCUCAAGACCCCCGACACCAUGACCUUCGACGAGUUCGAGGCGUGGGCGAAGGACAACCCCGAAUACAUCCAUCUGCUUUUGACCACAGACCAGAUGGCGGCGGCGGCGAGGCGGCGAGGGAGCGCUGCAGCGACGGCAGGGCUCGCAGGGGAGGAGGAGGAGGACCAGAAGAAGAAGAGCAAGGGCAAGCAGAAGGCCGACGUUAAGGACGACGAUGAUGACGAUGAUGAUGGUGUCAACAACGACGACUACGGCCUGAGGGAGAUCCAAAUCGAGAGCGGCUCGAGUUCUGGGAGCGGCAGCGAAGAAGAAGAAGAAGAACUCCAAACGCUGCAGAAGGCACCGAAGAAGUCGGACAAGAAGAAGAAGAAGGCGAAGAAGCAAAAGAAGGGGAAGAAGCUGGACGAGAAGCAAACGAAGAAGCCGAAGACGAAGAAGAGGAAGAACAAACAGAGGAUAGCAUCGGACACGGAGCUGGCUACCAACGGCACGAGCUAA
Messenger RNA from Acanthamoeba castellanii str. Neff, 2193 nucleotides. Its product is annotated as 1acylglycerophosphocholine O-acyltransferase 1, putative. The transcript is spliced from 15 exons. Bases 1 to 2193 code for a protein of 730 amino acids. Lineage: Eukaryota; Discosea; Longamoebia; Acanthamoebidae. Gene Ontology annotation, molecular function: calcium ion binding. The record is from RefSeq and is a predicted model, not a curated record.